Molecule: messenger RNA, 2883 nt
Organism: Myzus persicae (green peach aphid)
Lineage: Eukaryota; Metazoa; Arthropoda; Insecta; Hemiptera; Aphididae
Product: flocculation protein FLO11-like
Exons: 2
Coding region: 122-2767 (881 amino acids)
Source: RefSeq, a predicted model, not a curated record
UAAAAAGCGACAAUCUUCAGAGUACAGUGCACUAUUAUCGUCGUCCAACAGCAGUUGUAGUUGGUACCUAACUGCAACGACUCGACAGGCGAUCGAACACGGUGACGGGCCAAGUGUAACGAUGGCUACCACUAUGUUUCAAGCAGUCGUCCUAGGGCUUUUCAUUGCAUCCAGUGCAUUCGCAGACGUCAUACACCUUAAGAACGUCAAACCAUGCCAUCAUAAUACGCAAACCCAGAACACAAACGACUAUGGCAAUCUUGCGUCCGCAUCCGGCGAUCACGCGAAUGUGGCAUAUUCACAUCCACCCGCGUUCUCGUUCGGCGCUAAGUCUUUCGGUAUCUCAUCUACCUCGACUCCAUUUGCGUACGGUACCCAACCAACGAUUGCUCCAUUCGUGUUCAAAUCACUACAGUACACCCCUGCACCAUUCGCGUACAGAAGUUCGUACUCCGCACCUGGUUCAUUCUCGUACGGUACGCAACCCACUCCAGCUCCGUUUCAGUUCAGUUCACUUCGGUCUACUCCUGCCCCGUUGACAUACAACGGAGCAUCGUUUGCACCAGAGGACUCAUUCAAGUCAAUUGCCACGUUCUACUCUCAGUCCACUCCUGCAACAUUCGGGAUCGAAUCCCAUUCCACUCCUGCACCAUUUGUUUCAACCUCUUCACCAGUGGUUUCAGUCAAGUCCCACGGUACUAUUGGAUCUCAGCCCACUUCUGCCCCUUUUGAAUACAGCACUUCAUCCACCACUCCUGCCCCUUUCGAAUAUGGCACUUCAUCCUCGUCAGCGGAAGACUCAUUCAAAGCCGUCACCACGUCCUACACGUCGACUCCUGUCCCAUUCGCGGUUGAAUCUCCGUCCACAGCCAUACCACUCGCAUUUAGUGGUUUAUCUGGCGCAGCUGCAGAGGGUUCAUUUAAAUCCAUUAACACAUUUGGAUCUCAUUCCAUUCCUGCCCCAUACUCGUACUCGCAGGGAAGCGCCUUCGCCCAGUAUGGAGGUCACUCUGCACCGUCUCCAGCUCACGAAAUCACCAUCAGUCGUGAAAUACCAGUACCAUAUUAUGUCCAAAUCGAGAAGCGCAUCCCGUACCCAGUGCUGGUGCACAUCCCACACCCAUACCAAGUGACCGUCGAGAAGCACGUUCCAUACGCGGUUCGAGUGAACGUCGACCGCGCUGUACCAGUGCCAAGCCCAUAUCCGGUUGAGGUAGAGAAACGUGUCCCGUACCCGGUAGAAAAACCGGUGCCGUAUGAAGUUCGCGUACCCGUCGAUCGGCCAUAUCCCGUGAGCGUACCAUAUGAGAAACCAGUGCCAUACGCAGUCGAAAAACCGGUACCUUAUCCAGUCCGAGUCAACGUCGACCGUCCGUAUCCAGUCGAUAAACCUGUGCCGUACCCUGUUCCUGUCGAACGCCCCGUGCCAUAUGCUGUCGAGAAGCCUGUUCCGUAUCCAGUCGAAAAGCCAGUGCCAUAUGCUGUCGAGAAGCAGGUCCCGUACCCAGUUAAGUAUGAGGUGCCGGUAAAUGUGCCGGUCCCUGUUGAGGUCAAGGUACCCGUCAACGUCGACAGGCCAGUGCCAUAUCCUGUUGAAAAGAAGGUUCCGUACCCUGUCGCCGUUCCGUACGAGGUUAAGGUUCCUGUGCCCGUUCAAACACCAGCUCAACGUUUCGCCACCGUCCACUACUAUCAACAGUCACCGAUCGUCGUGCAGCCAGAAUCGUACAAGUCAUACACUUCCGGAUCGACCGCAGCUCCGGCCAUCAACAAUAACUUUGUUCAAUCUUCGUUCGUGUCUGGAUCUGGACAAGCUGGAUCUGAUUACGUUUCACCAGAUUACACAAAAUCUGACUACGCUGGAUCGAGCCUAGUUCAAGACAGUGGAUCGUACGGUUUGAACCAACAGUCGUUUUACCAGUCCACAACUCCCGUCCCGUCUUCGACAAUUGGAUACACAGCAUCAUCGUCAUCUUCACCUCAGUACGAACCUUCCAACUUUGAUUCCAUAGCUCAACAAGUUGCUUCAAUUGCAGGAUCCGGGCAGGCUGAAUCUGACUACACAAAAUCUAACUACGCCGGAUCGGGCCUAGUCCAGGAGAGUGAAUCGUAUGGCUUAAACCAACAGUCGUUCUACGGGUCCACAACCCCCGCUCCGUCUUCGACAGCUGGAUACACAGCAUCGUCUUCUUCACCUCAGUACGAAUCACCUGACUUUAAUUCAGUAGUCCAACAAUUUGCUUCCAUUGCCGGGUCCGGACAGGCUGGAUCUGAUUACGCUGUAUCUGACUACACAAAAUCUAACUACGCCGGAUCUGGCUUAGCUCAGGAUAGUGGCUCGUACAGUUUCGGUCAACAGUCGUUCUAUGGAUCCAAAACUCCUGUUUUAUCUUCGAAUGCUGUAUACACAGAAUCGUCAUCUUCACCUCAGUUCGAAUCAUCCAACACUGAUUCACUAGACCAGCAAGUUGUUUCCAUUGGAGGGUCCAAGAAAACUGGAUCUGAUAAUGCUGGAUCUGGCUACAGAUCUAACUUUGCAGGAUCAAGCCAAGCCCAGGAGAGUGGCUCGUACAGUUUCGGCCAACGGCUGCCUUACGGUUCCAAAAUUCCUGUUUCAUCUUCGAAAGCUGGAUACACAAAAGCUUCGUCUCCACCUCAGUACCAACCAUCCAAUUUUGAUUCAGUAAACCGACAAAUUGAAUCCGUUGGGGGGUCUACCGCCACUGAUUCCAACCAAACCGAUCUUCUUGAUGUCGGCAAAAAAUAGAUCUUCAAACUGUUUUCAUUACGACAAUGUCAUAUUUACUUUUCAUAAAAGCUAUACUAUAUGUAUAUAUUUUAUAAUUAUAUUUUAAUAAAACACUUUACCUGUACAAUAAGUAU